Molecule: messenger RNA, 4554 nt
Organism: Bactrocera neohumeralis
Lineage: Eukaryota; Metazoa; Arthropoda; Insecta; Diptera; Tephritidae
Gene: Mesh1
Product: guanosine-3',5'-bis(diphosphate) 3'-pyrophosphohydrolase MESH1
Exons: 4
Coding region: 275-838 (187 amino acids)
Molecular function (GO): guanosine-3',5'-bis(diphosphate) 3'-diphosphatase activity
Source: RefSeq, a predicted model, not a curated record
AUAACAACAAUAAAGACCAAAAAUUAAGAACGCAAUUCAAUUACCCUAAACCCAAAUAAUACAAAAAGGAUAAAGGUGUAUAUUUAGAUCUAUCGAAGCAAUACAUUCUCAUGGUGGGCAGGUUGUAAAAGUGUUUGUCACAACGUGGACAUUUUUUUCUUUGCGUGCAUUUGACAUAUGCUAUGCGGAAAAUCUUUACUUGAUUAUCUGCAAACGUCACUAAGGCAUCUCAUUCUAUGAAACUUCAGAUUGAUCCGUUUCAUUAUGGUAACAUAUGCCGGCUGUGAUUAUUCCUAACAUGGAAACGUUACAUCCUACAGCGAAAUUAAUGCAAGGACUGCAGUUUGCUGCCAGCAAGCAUCGUACACAACUGCGGAAAGAUAAUGAGACACCCUACAUAAAUCACCCUAUAAAUGUGGCAACAAUUCUCGCUGUGGAAGGUGGUAUCUCCGAUGAAAAUGUACUCAUUGCUGCUAUAUUGCAUGACACUGUUGAGGAUACCGACACCACAUUUGAAGAAAUCGAGCAACAUUUUGGCGAGGAAAUUUGUGAAAUUGUGCGUGAGGUCACUGACGAUAAGACAUUGGAGAAACAAGAACGAAAACGCUUGCAAAUCGAACAUGCGGCAAGUUCAAGUGAGAACGCCAAAUUAGUGAAAUUGGCGGAUAAGUUGGACAAUCUACGAGAUUUAGGCAGAAAAGCGCCAAUCGGUUGGACACCUGAGCGUCAAGAACAAUACUAUGUUUGGGCUAAGAAAGUGGUGGAUAAUAUGCGUGGUACAAACGCAGAGUUGGAGCGCAAAUUAGAUGAAAUUUUUAAAGCUAAAAAGCUACUUUAAAAUAUACUUUCCAAAUAGAUAUCGGUUUAAUUUAUUAAUUCUUAACUAUUUGUUGAAUCAAAUCUUAUUAUUAAUAACCGAACGCUUUUUACUAGAUACUGAAAUUGAUUCGAUUGUAUUACGUAAUUUAUUCCUACGUACCAUGUUAUGUACAUUUAUCUUUAACUAAGUUUGUUUACAUUUUUAAGCCGCUUAUCAAUAUAAAAACGUAUAACGGAAGAAGACUUACGUUGAUAUCAUACUACCACACGUUGCUUUAAGGUCAAACAAUUUUACGAUUGAUAAAGAUAUAAGAGUAGCCACGUGCACUCUUAAAAAAUGCAGCGUAAUCUACUUAUGUGCGAAUUACUGACAGUGAAUUUUCCGUUGUAUCUAGAAAUUUUUAAUUUCACCCGUUAGCCAAGGGAAACUUUUAUGCUUUCAUAUCCACGGGUGUCUACACAUAUUCUUUAGUGGGCUGAAAUGUGUGUCAUGUAUUCAAUGCGUGCUUCUUUUGAUGUGCUGAACACAAUGAGCGCGACAGACUGCAAACGACAUCUGUCAAAUAUUAAAAUACACAAGUUCUUAAGGACACAGUUAUUGAGGCAGCUGCACAACUACAUAACUGUAUCCAUAAGAACGUGUGUACUUUAAUAUUUGACAGAUGUCGUUUGCAGUCUGUCGCGCUCAUUGUGUUCAGCACAUGACUGUCGUUUCUAUUUAUAUGUAUGUAUAUGUACAUAUGUAAAUAGGGAUAUACAUACAUACCUGACAGUAGAUUUGUCUAUUAACGCUUAUUAAAGCAUGACAUACGUAAAUAGGUUAAUAUUAAAAAAUUAAAAUAGUUUGUGAUUAUAUAAACAAAAAAUUAAAAAAAAAAUGAUUUAAAACGUUUCCAAAACAUACAUUUUCAACAUUUAAGAAAUAAAAAAUAUAUCGUUUAUCACAUUUGGUCUCAUGGCACAUAUUCUACCUACUAUAUUUACAUGAAUUAAAUACUAUUAUAAUGAACUAUUCAUACAGUGGAAAUGUUCUUUACAAAUAAAGACAAAAACGUUAUUACCGGUAUAAUAAUAAUAAUAAUUUUGAAAAUGAUUGACACAAAUAUUGGUGAAUAGAAAAAGAAUAAAUUUUCAAAACCAAAACCGAAAAAAAUGUUUUUAGCUUUAAGACUUAUUUAAAGACAUGGCGAAAGCUAGAAAAUACUGCCAGCCAUCCAUUAAAUUUCCUAGCCAAAUGGAUGCUUCAAGAAUAUUUCCGGUGAUCCUUUUCCACAGCAAGUUUAUCGUUGGUGUUUAAAUAUGUUGUUAUAUUCCUUUUGUUUUGGUUGGGGAUUGAAGAAUUCUGUGAAAAAGUUCACAUUUUUAUUUUCGAAUUCUGUCAUGUCAUGAUAAACUUCACAUCAUUUCAAACCCAAUUGAAAAUAAUGUUUGAUUGUUAAGAAAAAUCGUACCCCGCAUCGCAUACAUAUAUUACAUACAUACAAAUGUAUGUGCAUGGAUGUUUCUUUUCUCUUUAUUUUUAUAUACAUAUGUUUGUAGUGAUAAAGAACAUAACCAAUGAAAUAAGUUUAUAGUCUCCUUAUUAACCACAUUUUUUAAUGAAUUUUCGAGCCACAGACUACAUUUGGCUGUUAUUAUCAUUUCAAACAAUUCAUAUAAUUGUAGAUAAAAAAUACUCCAAUUUCCCACGGUGCUAAUAGUAUAUGUAUACCAUAUGAUUUUUUGGCAAACUCACGCGUUUAAUAGAUACAUAAGUAUGUUUCGUGUACGCACUGAAAGCAACAAUAUCGACAACACACAUUCAUACAUAUAUGUAUGAAUAACCAUAAACAAAUUAAUGCACGUACGUAUUAACAUAUUAUGACGUGUAUGUUGGCACAAUUAAACGAUUAAAGAGAAAGAAAAUACAAUAAUAUUGUAUAUAUGUACAUAUGUAUGUAUGUAUGUUUAAUAAAACUAAGAAAAUGCUGAAAGCACAAACUAAAAUUUUGGUUAUGGGCGAACAACAAUAUAGUAUAUGUAUACCAGUGGUCGGCAUUUCAUAGCAAAAUUUUGCAAACUAACUUCACACGUACGCUUACGCUCUAUCGUUCAGUCGUUGUCGAGCCAGCAACGAAUUAACAUCACGCAAGACUAUAGCGCAAAACCAAAUAUGCCCUGCGAGAAAUAUUUUAUGAUUCUAAAUGCCUUUGGUGCCAUGCAGUGCCUUUUAUGUUCCACGUCUUUUAAAGAUAAUAGGGAAUAUAUCCUUAAAAGACAUUUUGUUAAUUUUCAUUAUACUCUUAAUUAUUUAUAAAAUUUGCUUAAUUUUAAUUCAAAUUUCUCACUGGACUACUUUUUUUCGUGCUCACCAACACAGUGACAGAUCCUCUCAUGCCGACCACUGAUGUAUACUUACGUGGCGUAAAUGUAGAUAGACAAAAAUUUGAAUUGAAUGAGUCAAAUGAGAUAACAUUAUUACUUUUUUUGCUUUACAAAAACUGUUUGCCAUAGUUUUACUGUAGUGUUACUUCGAAAUAUGGCAUUCAUUAGAUACUUAUGUAAAUAAAUCUGAUGUUAGGAGCACUAUUUACAAAUUGAACCGGUGAACAUGUGAGUCACCUGUAGCACCAUAAAAAGCAAGAAAAAAUAUCAAACGUAGUAAAUGCAUUUUUAACACCCAAAACAAAAAUGAUAAGCUUUAAACGGAACAGACAUUCCUGAUCACGCCACGAUCGUGUCAAUAUCGUGGUUGCUUUUUGCAUAGUUGAAUGGAUUUUUGCCGGUCGGUUAUGACUCGGUCGGCAAUCACUAAUUAUUCGUCAACACGUUCGACGACGUCGCUGACUAUUUUACUGUUGUUUUGUUUGUCAACUGGCUGAUCGUCGUGUUCACGAUCAUUACCAAAACCAAUAUUGUGGCUCUCUUGUUACUCAUUUUUGCAAAUAAAUGUAUUACGAAUAAGUAAGCCAAUAUAUACACACAAGCUUAUAUUUAUUAAAUAGAAAUGAGAGGAAAUUUUAACUUUAUACUUAUAUCCACAUACCUACAAACAUACCACGUAUUCACAUAGAUGUUAUAACCUUUUUUGGUACAUACAUACAAACAUGUAUAUUUAUGUAGGUUCGCUUCUAUAUGCAAUUGCCGCCUUUCUAUGUAUCGUCCAAUUCACUAACUCAUCAGAAAGGGCCGUCAGUGCUGUUUCACUGUUGCUAAUGUCCACUCGCGUUGUGCUGUUCGUUUUGCCCACGAUUGACUUGAGCUUUAGCAGUCUUACAUUUCACCGACUCUAGUACGUGUCUAUCUAAAUACAUACUUACACAGGCAAGCCAUUUGAAAAAAUUAUUGGGCACUAGUGUGAAAGCAAUUGAAUUUAGUUAAGUUUUGGAUUGUACUCUUUCUUCUACGCAGUAUUAUAAAUUUAGACAAUUUUACACAACCAAUAAAAUAAUAACGAAAGUAUUUCACGUGUUUUUUGCAACAAUAUAAAAAAUAUCAAACUAUAUAACAAAUAUAGUAUUAACAAUACAGAAGUGGAAACAUUUUCAUCAAACUGAGUGACCAGACUAUUUAUAGUAACAAUUGUGACGUUCAAGCAGUGACAGCAUACAUACAUAUGUAUUUAUUUACAUCGCAAUACGCCCGGAAAGUAAAAAGGUCAUUUUAAUUUAAACGCGCAAAUAAAAAAUAAUAUUGCGACACAAGCACAACUACUGUUUAAUUACCGCAUGAGCAUUGAGAAAUCACCGGAGCUAC